Mercurialis annua (annual mercury) is the source of this 945-nucleotide messenger RNA. RefSeq lists its product as uncharacterized. The record is from RefSeq and is a predicted model, not a curated record. NCBI's taxonomy places the organism in Eukaryota, Viridiplantae, Streptophyta, Magnoliopsida, Malpighiales, Euphorbiaceae. The transcript has a single exon. Bases 1 to 945 code for a protein of 314 amino acids.
AUGGUUAACAUUCCUCCCUCGGUAUUGCUCGAUUCCAUUUUAGAUUCCGCCACUCUUUGUUGUAUAAGCAGUCUCCUUCUUCUCUCGCUCAUCUCGCUAGCAUUCGUGUUCCACCUUCGUUUUAAAUCUCGUGAUGCUCGUAAAUUACAGAGUUUUAACUCGCUUUGGACCGUCCGGUUUCUUCUUGUUACGUUCAUCAUCUUAUGGGCGUUCAGUGAGCUUCUCCGUUUGUCGUUCUUUCGUCGGAAAUAUCUAUUCCCGUUCUUGCCAUCUCUAACCCUAAAACAACAAGCGAAUUUCUGUAAAGUCCAUGUCGUUUUCUCGUUCGGAUUCUUCGAGCCUGGUUUUCUUGUAACACAGCUUUUUCUCGUUAACGUGUCGAUCAAGAAAAGAACCCCACACGGUUGUUGGGCGGUCGUUUUCGUCUUGGCGACGUGUUUUCCGGUUCUGUUCAUGCAAGUUUUGCUUGUAUUUUUCUCAGGAUUGGAUCAAUUACCAUUGGCCGAUGUUUUUCUAAGAAGCUCGAAAAUUUGGAGAAAUGAUAUCGGCGAUGAAGUAGUAUUAUGUGUAUAUCCAUUGAUGAGUUCUAUAAUAUUUGGUUCGUUCGGAAUUUGGUAUUUGAUCGUCUUCGCAUUGUCGUGUUUUAAGAUGGUAACACUCGUCAUAAACAAAGGGUUAAGAAUUCGAAUUUACGGGUUAGCUUUUACAGUUUUAAUAAUGUUACCAUUAGAAAUUAUUUUUCUUGUUUUAUCGAUUAUUUGGGGACCGGAGGAAAUGCCUUAUUCUGCAUUUGCAUUUCUUGUGUUUGCUACCACAUUGGUUAUUGCUGCCAUGGGUGAAGGCAUUAUGGUGAUCAAACCUAUAGUUGAUUCGUUGGCUGCCGGAGAAGAUAAAGUUUUUCCGAGCCCUUCGGACCGAUUAUCAUCGGAGAUGGAGAAGCUGUAA